This is a messenger RNA of Ananas comosus (pineapple), 1518 nucleotides long. RefSeq lists its product as uncharacterized. The coding region runs from base 571 to 1191 and encodes 206 amino acids. The transcript has 4 exons. NCBI's taxonomy places the organism in Eukaryota, Viridiplantae, Streptophyta, Magnoliopsida, Poales, Bromeliaceae. The record is from RefSeq and is a predicted model, not a curated record.
AACACACUUUGGCGCUCGAUUCGUACAAUUAGGAGCACCCCUUCUCUGAUAUAUUUUAGUAACAGGGACCCUAAACCUACUGAAAUAGACGCAAAGCAUUUUGUUUUUUCUUUUUCCUUGUAUCUAAGAUCUCUCGUCUCCUUCGCCAUUUUGCUCCCCAAUUCGUCGAUCGGAGUCCCUGCGUCGUCGAAUCUCCGCUGGAUCGCGGAAUCUCCCAAUCUCCUCCGUGUUCGAACCUUCUCCCCUCUCUUCCCCCAUGAUUUCCUCUUUUUUUUUCCCCUCCUUUUUGUGCAUUUUUUUCAUAUUUAUCGUAGAUUUGAGGCGAUUUAUUUCACCCCGAUUCUAGAGAAACACUAACGUAUUUGUUGAUUCAUUGUAGAAUGGUGGUUUCAUUAAUCUCCAUUCAUUUUCUAAAGUUCAGCAGAGUAAAUUGAUGUGCCGACAAUUGUUAUGCUCUCUUUGUUUAUAAGGAGAUAGGUCAUUUCAGAAUUGAAGACCGAGUCAAGAUGCAUCUUGAAGAUAUUUAGACGAGAGAAUUCUACUGUCGCAUGAGCCAGAUGAUCAGCGGCAAUGUUAUUGACUGUAGAAGGAGGAGGAUUUUUCUCUUCUUCGGCUUCGGGGUAUAGAAGCGGCCUUUCUCUUCUGCUCUUAGGUCGGAGGAGAGAAGAAGGACAAAUGAGAGUUCUGCCAUGGACUCAGAACCAAUUCGUAGAGCGAGAAGUUGACCCUAACCUUCACCUGGCUUCGAGGAGAAGCCCAACCUCCUACAGAUGUUCUUCCUUUACUUGCUUUCGGCACAUUUCGACAGUCACAGAGGGCCCCAAUCUGCCUAAAGUGGGUCCCUUAUGCCGAUCUGUAUCUCUCCCUGAUUCUGCUUCUGCUUCUGCUUCUCAGAGAAGCAAUGACUCCUCAACCAGUGAGAUGGAAAGGGCGAUACCUCCUAAGAGUAUUCUUAAGAGGUCAUCUACUGAUUGUUCUGCGUUAGUCGGUCAAGCUACUGAUGCACUUGGCCUGACGAGAGAGGAGCAGGAUAAUGUAUCUAUUUGCAUUGAGAGGAGGAAAGUGCACUGGACAGAUAAGUGCGGAAAGGAGCUUGCGGAGAUAAGGGAAUUUGAGCUCAGUGACAUGGACCCAUUUGAUGAUGACAGUGGUCGUGGCACUGAAAGAAGAUGCGGAUGUAUUAUCCAGUAAAAUGUUAUCUUCUGUACAGAUGGACGGUCGCAGAUUCAUCUCGGAAUCAUAACCGUCUUUUAAUUAAACGUCGGAAACUAUCAAUUAUCAGCUGGUUCUUCACUGACAUCUUCAACUUACUCUGUAUAGCUUGGUUUGGGCAUUGACUCUUCGCUGCUUUUGUGACAUCCUUUUCUUCGUACCAAUGAAGAUGUGUUGAACUUUUAGAAUGUAUUAUGAAUCCAGUUUUUUCUUCUGACAUGUCACUAGUGAUGCUCGCAUCGCGUUGUGUGUAAUCUCAUGUAAUAUUUAUAGCUGAAAAUGUAAUCUUUUGCUAGUCCUGUCUCA